Molecule: messenger RNA, 1092 nt
Organism: Mesoplodon densirostris (Blainville's beaked whale)
Lineage: Eukaryota; Metazoa; Chordata; Mammalia; Artiodactyla; Ziphiidae
Gene: TXNDC2
Product: thioredoxin domain containing 2
Exons: 3
Coding region: 1-1092 (363 amino acids)
Source: RefSeq, a predicted model, not a curated record
AUGGAAAGUGAUGAAGCUGGAGCCCCGGAAGAACCGGAAAUGAGGCCAGUCAAUCAAGCAGACAUGAAUGAAGAAAGUCCAUCAUUACAGGUUCUAUCCAGCCAUGUGACACUCCUGGUCCCAGCACACACCCCGGAGGCCUUUGUCCAUGAGGUCAGCAACAUUCAACACAUACCUGCGGAGCGGUCUGAAGUCCUACGGGCCAUGGACACACUCCCACCUGAGCAGGGCAGUGACACCCUCAGCUCCCCAGCCCAAACUAUCCCCCUCAAGCAGGCUGACACCCCCAAUUCCCCAACCCAAACCAUUCCAACCGAUCAGACUGACGCCCUCAAUUUCCCAGAAGAAACCAUCCCACCAAAAGUGGGUGACAUUCUCAAUUUCCCAGCCAAAAUCAUUUCACCCAAGCAGGCUGACACCCCCAAGUCCCCAGCCAAAAUCAUUUCACCAAAGCAGGAUGACACCCCCAGUUCCCCACUCAAAACCAUCCUGUGCAAGCAGGCUGACAUCCCCAAUUCCUCAGAAAAAAAUACCUCGCCCAAGCAGGGCAAUACCCCCAAUUUUCCAGCAAAAUUCAUUUUGCCCAGGCAGGGCCACGCCCACAAGCUCUCAGCCAAAACUAUUCUAUCCAAGCAGUGUGACACCCCAAAGUUCUCAGCCAAAACAAUUCUGCCCAAGGAGGGUGAUGCCCCCAAGUCCUUAGAAGACACCAUCCAGCCAAUAGAAGGCAACCUGCAGUCAGCAGAUGAAGCCAUGGAGGUCCUGGAGGAGGACCUGGUGAAGGUGAUCCUGAGCAAGGAAGACUUCGAGGUGGCGCUGAAGGAAGCUGGGGAGAGACUGGUGGCUGUGGACUUCUCGGCCACGUGGUGCAGGCCUUGCAGGUCAAUCAAGCCCCUUUUCCAGUCCCUGUCCGUGAAGCACAAGGAUGUGGUGUUCCUGGAAGUGGACGCUGAUGAGUGUGAGGGGCUGGCGAAAGACUGCAAUAUCGUUUGCACCCCAACUUUUCAGUUUUAUAAAAAAGAAGAAAAGGUGGGUGAAUUUUCUGGUGCCCUUAAGGAAAAACUUGAGACAUUCAUUACAGCAUUAAAGUGA